AUGGAGAAGAUGAAAAAACGUUGGAACUUUACAGCAGUGUACGGUGCAACUGACCCUGCAGAUUAUGAAAAGUUCUGGCAGGAGGUUGAUGAUAUUCGUUUGAUGUUGACGGAUCCUUGGUUGAUAGGUGGAGAUUGGAAUGCAGUAUUGUAUCCCAAUGAAAGAAAUAACUCUGGUGGCUGUACUAGGAGUAGAAGGUGUUUCAGGAAAUUUAUUAACAAUCACAACCUCAUUGACAUUCCUAUGUCAGGUAACACUUAUAAGCCUCCAUUUAGGUUUGAAUACUAUUACUUGAGUCAUCCAGAUUUUUUGGAGAACAUGAGAGUAUGGUGGAAUAACCUAACUUUCUUUGGAAGUCCAAGUUUCAAUCUAGCUAAGAAACUACAGGCACUGAAAUUUUUCAUUAAGAAGUGGGGAAGGGAAACUUUUGGUUCUUUGCAGAUUGAAGUAGAUAACUUGGAAAAGCUUAUUGAUGUUUACGAUAGUUUGGAGGAGAUAAAUGCUCUGAAUGAGGAUGAUUUUACAUCUAGAGAGACUACAAAAGUGCAACAUAACAAAGCAUCUUUAAACCUUGCAAGGAAGUGGCACGCAAGAACAAAGGGACAGUGGCUUGCAGAUGGUGAGAGAAAUUCUAAGUUUUUCCAUAAGAAUGCAUCUUACAAUCAAACAGUGUAUUCAAUAAAUAGUCUCUUGAUAAAUGGUGUAAUCAGUCAUGACAAAAACCUUAUCAAUGAAGAGGCUAAGAGGUUUUAUGAGAAUGUUUUUACUGAAAGUGUUGGUUAA
Molecule: messenger RNA, 783 nt
Organism: Papaver somniferum (opium poppy)
Lineage: Eukaryota; Viridiplantae; Streptophyta; Magnoliopsida; Ranunculales; Papaveraceae
Exons: 3
Coding region: 1-783 (260 amino acids)
Source: RefSeq, a predicted model, not a curated record